AUGACGGCCUCCUCUUCCACAGGAGAACGCACUGGUGACAAAUCUUCUCUGCAUGAUCGGCGGUCCCCUUUGUGUUGUUCGCUGGGUCGGGCGGUCGCACGGGCGGCGCCGCAGCCAGGCCUCCCUUCUGGCGUGUUCCUUCCAUCCGGAGGAGAGGCUCUUCGCCCCCCAAUAGACCCCCAUUCCCCCUCUUCUCCCCCAUAUCCUGUUGUCAGUGAAGUCUCUACGACCGUUGCAUGGGCGUUUGUUUCCGGUUUUCCGCUGGGUGCAAGCGUGCCCGUCUUCUCCUCUCAUUCCAGCGGCACGUGUCGUUCCUUCUCAGAUGAUUCGCCGCCUCACACCGACGUGAAGGCGCUCACGAGUCACGCUUCGUCUCUCCGCUGCGCCGGGGACUCCUCGGAUGCAAGUUUGGUUCUCCCUUCUUCGUCCUCGGCUUCUCCGCGCGUCACCCUAGCUGCGGCGGACGCACCGCGUGAAGUGGCCGUGCCGAGUGCUGCGCCAACCCCUGCAGCAGACGCAGACGCGCACUCUGAAUCGCGGCGAUCGCUUUCCACGUUCUCACCUGCUUCUUCGUCUCCGCUCGCUUUGUCUUCUGCAAGGGAUCCUGAGCAACACCGUUUCGAGCUUGAAUCAGAAGACGCCGGCGGAGGGGGCCACGCCAGGGAGGCGAAAGCGGCAUCUGGCGGGCGUGUCGUCAAUGGACGACAAGCCAGAGAGGAAGAGAGCGACGGCAACAGGGGGGUCCUCGGAGACAAAGGAGAGAGUCUGCGGUUUGGGGGCGGGCGACCACUGGACACCCAGGAAGAAGAGACCGCUGUCGAGAAGGGAAGCAAAAUGGAUGUUGAAGAGCGCACCGAAACAUACAACGGCGAAGAAGCUGUUCUUGUCUGCAGCCCCAAGAAACAGGACAGACAGACGACAGAUCACGCCGGCGACGUUUCCAUCUCACACUCUAACGGCGGCCGCGGCUUUCUCCCUCAAGCAAACUGCUCGUCCUUUUCUGCGCCUGCCUCUUCUGUAGACGGCCCGCUGUCGACCGACGAAGUCUCGGGGCCUCGUGUCUCCAACUUUCUGUCGCCGGAUCCCGCGGCCAUGCGAACCCCGCAGCUUGCCUCGUCCUUCUUCUCCUCUUCAGUUGCGCCUUCGGCCUGCGAGUCUUCGACUCCUCUCUCCCCGUCUUCGGUCCCUUCCGCGCUGUCCGCGAGACGCGAGGAAGGCGACUGCGCGGAGCGAGGGAGCCCGAGUGGAAACUCAGACGCAGGCUUGUCUCUGCCUCCGCGUCGCCAGUCGCAUCUGCCGCUGCUGUCGUCUGCCGCGGUCGGCACGGCCGCGGAAAACCUCGAGGGCGUGCCGAGUUUCUUUUCAUCUUCGCUGCCCGCCUCUUCGUCGCUCUCGUGGAGUCCGGUAGCGGGAGAAGGGAGGGGCCGCCCGUCACAUGUUGAAGAGCAAGCGAGCGAGGAGACCGAGAGACGUCUCGCCUCCCUGUCGCCUUCUCCAGAGAAUCUUCUUCAUCCGCACGGCGCGACGCUGUCGGGCGACUCUCUGUGUGCAGGCAAGGAGCCCCUUUCUCGCUGCGCGGGCUCGUCCUCCAUGCCUUCCUCCCUGCUCUCAACCACUGUUGAGAGUCACCGAGGAGGGGAGGACUUACCGGAGCAGACGAGUCAGACGGCAGACAGGAAGGCCGAGGGUCUCCGAGUUGUGUCGCCUUCCGCAGGCGAGGGGGGAAGCUGGGGGCGUACGUCUGCAGCCAGCUUGAUGGACGCAGAGGAAGCGCCAUUGCUUCAUCCUGUUUUUGAACUCCAGACCAUGCCCGAAGGCAUCGGAGUUCGCCCUGCCGGCCUCUUGUCCGCGUCCUCGUCGUCUCCUUCUUCUCCCGUCUCAUCUCCUCUCUCAUCGUCCUGUGCCUCCGCCGCAGUGCCGGCCCGCGCGGGCGCGGAGCAGGACAGGAAAGAGACUCUUCUGAAGGAGAAGGAGAAGGCAGCGGAGCCUGUCUCUGCGGCGUCUCCCUCCUUCAACACGCCUCCGUCCUUCCUGUUUUCGCCGUCGUCCUGCCCAGAAAAGAAGGAAGAAACGAUGAAGGCGGGCUCGCCGCGCGUAAAAGAAGAAGGGGGCCAGAAGGCGGGCGGGGCAAGCUGCGAUGGGGGGACGCUGCGUGGGCGGCAGAGCAGCGAUGGACUUGCGCGUCGUGGUAACGCCGUGUCGACGGACAUCCUCAGCGGAGCGGGAAAAGGGGACGCACGAUUGGAGUGCGGACGUCCGGAGGUGGCGUCAGAUGCCGUUUCACAACUUGCUGACCCCGCUCUUUCUUGUUCUGUCUCUGCGCCUGCGUCCUCGCCGCCGCCGGCUUCGCCCUCUGUACAGCUCCCCGCGACGCCGUCUCCGGCGCAGCCCCUCGCGAAACUGUACGGGCCACUGUGCGUGAACGUGAGUGUUUCGUCUUGUUUCAAGUCUCUGAACGCUUCCGCUUCCUCUUGUUUUUCUUCUAAGUCAACUUCCUCGCGUCAGAUGGCGAAGGAAGCCGCCGCUCCUCUGCCGCCGCUCCCCGGCGAGCAGCACCUCUUUUCCUUCGCUCUGGAGCGCCCGAGUCCGCGGACGCGCGCGUUUGCCGCGGCUGCGUCGCUCUCCGCUGCUCCCAUUUCGUCUCAGCUGGCCUCUUCGAAGCUCGGGGGGCGCCCGCGGCGUCGGGGCUCCCCUGGGACGAGAUGCUCUGCGCCGUGCGGCGCGAGCUCGGCGACCCGCCUGUCCCUCGCACAAACGAAGAGUGGGAUGCGCUCAUCGGCACGAGUCGCACGCUGGAUUUCUCGGUGA
Besnoitia besnoiti is the source of this 2808-nucleotide messenger RNA. RefSeq lists its product as uncharacterized. NCBI's taxonomy places the organism in Eukaryota, Apicomplexa, Conoidasida, Eucoccidiorida, Sarcocystidae. The record is from RefSeq and is a predicted model, not a curated record. The transcript has 3 exons. The coding region runs from base 1 to 2808 and encodes 935 amino acids.